Messenger RNA from Wallemia ichthyophaga EXF-994, 1296 nucleotides. RefSeq lists its product as uncharacterized. Gene Ontology annotation, molecular function: transmembrane transporter activity. NCBI's taxonomy places the organism in Eukaryota, Fungi, Basidiomycota, Wallemiomycetes, Wallemiales, Wallemiaceae. The transcript is spliced from 5 exons. Gene Ontology annotation, cellular component: membrane. Gene Ontology annotation, biological process: transmembrane transport. The coding region runs from base 1 to 1296 and encodes 431 amino acids. The record is from RefSeq and is a predicted model, not a curated record.
AUGACAGCUAUGACUAUUGAUGAAGAUAAAGGCAAACGUUGGUCUAUUAUUGCCAUUGCCUCUUUUAUGCUUUUAAUUGUUGGAUGGACCGAUGCCCUUUUUGGAAGCUUAAUAGAACCACUGGAAGAGUGGUACGGAUAUUCGGAACGUGUUAUUUCUCUUGCUUUCCUAUUCUUCGUGGCGGGAAGCAUAACCUCGAGCUAUCUCUCUUCAAUAUGUAUCCAGAAGAUAGGUGUGCAGUACUUUAUAAUGUCGAUGACGGUGCUAUACUGCACUGGUGCCCUCAUUGAUGCAUUUAGGCCACCGGUAUUUCCAGCAUACGUAUUUGGAGUGUAUUUGCUAGGUGUAGGAACUGGCUCAAUGCAAACUUCUGCGACUGUAGUUUUGUCUCACUUCGAAGACGGACCGCUGAUGUCGCUCAUUUACGCCAACAUGGCGCUAGGUUCGGUUCUGUCGCCAUUUGUGAUCGGGGCUUUUCUACAGCACGACAUAGACUGGCGCCACAACUUUUGGAUUAUUGUUGGCUUUUCAGUGCUAUUGAUUUUUUUCUCCUGGUUUGUGUUCAGGGAUUUCGAGACACACGAUACCUCCAAGGACGAUUACACAUUCCGUGAAAAACUGGCCGUUCUCCUACCUUCAGGGAAACUCUGGGUAGGGCUGCUAGCUGAGACGGGUCUGCUCGUAUGCAUGGACAGUACUACACAAUGGCUCGCCCCUUAUCUCAAUGCACAUAAAGGAUUGAGCAAUGGUUUACCACAGUACGUACUCACCUCACUCUGGGGAGGUAUUCUACUUGGUCGUUUAUCUCUUGCGCAUGUGUCAGCAAAGAUCGGCAAACGCAGAUCAUCGUUCGGAAUGUACAUAAUCAUAUGUGCGCUGAUGGCUGGAUUGUGGAAGGUGGAAGGUAUCGCGGGAAUAGUAGUGCUGACACUGCUGAUUGGCUUCUUCUUCGGACCUCUAAUGCCUAACACCCUAUCUUCAGCGACUGAAUGCUGGCCUAGGGAACUGAGGAAUGCAGCCACAUCUAUAGUAAUGGCUACAUCACUCUUUGGUAGUCUACUAGGGCCAUUCUGUCUAUCUCAGGCGGCAGAUGCGACGACACUGGCGAUCUACCCGCCUGUUAUAAUAGUAGAGUGCUUCAUCACAGCAAUUAUAGUCUCGUUUACCUACAUAACGAAGCCAAAGAAGACACUGGAAAAAGGUGACCUGGAGGAGUCCCCUAGAUCUCUAACAUCAACGGAGAUCGGUACUGAAUUCAACCCAAGUCCCAAGCUCAAGACUUCAGCAGCGAUAUAG